Messenger RNA from Bombina bombina (fire-bellied toad), 2535 nucleotides. RefSeq names its product extracellular calcium-sensing receptor-like. The record is from RefSeq and is a predicted model, not a curated record. Gene Ontology annotation, biological process: G protein-coupled receptor signaling pathway. Lineage: Eukaryota; Metazoa; Chordata; Amphibia; Anura; Bombinatoridae. Gene Ontology annotation, molecular function: G protein-coupled receptor activity. The coding region runs from base 1 to 2535 and encodes 844 amino acids. The transcript has 6 exons. Gene Ontology annotation, cellular component: membrane.
AUGUGUGAUAUGAAUUUUCAUUCCUGUGAAGUAGAAGAAUAUGAUGUGCCAGGGAUAUUUAGCAAUGGGGAUCUGAUUAUUGGAGGUGUUUUUCCAGUUAAACGUUCUAUAAACACAGUAGAUAUGUUGUUUACUUCAAAACCAAAUUUUCGAAUGUGUGAAAAUAGCUUUGACUUUAGGAGCUACAGAUGGAUAAGGGCAAUGAUAUUUGCCAUUCAUGAGAUCAACAGAAAUAAUAUUUUACUGCCCAACUUAACAGUCGGUUAUGCAAUCUACGACACCUGUGACAACACUGCAAAAGCAGCAGAAGAGAUGUUUACUUUAAUGUCUGGGCAAGAAAAAUAUAUUCCCAAUUAUCUCUGUGAAAUGAAAUCCUCCUUAAAUGCAGUGAUAGGGGAGUCUGCUUCAAGUAUAUCAAUAGCAAUGGCACGAAUCCUGAGCGCAUUCUAUUACCCACAGGUGAGUUAUUUUUCUUCUAUUAGUAUCCUCAGCAAUAAACAGGAUUUUCCGUCAUUUUUUAGGACCAUUCCGAGCGACACAUUUCAGACCACUGCCUUUGCUGAGAUGGUAGAACACUUUGGCUGGAAGUGGGUUGGUACAUUGGCUGAGGACAAUGAUUAUGGCCACUUGGGAGUUCAACUUUUUACAGAACAGGUAGAGAGGCUGGGAAUAUGCAUUGCCUUUUCUGAGACAAUCCCAUUAGUUUAUUCAAAGGCCAGGUAUGCAGAUAUUGCUUCUACCAUAAAACAUUCCUCUGCAAAGGUUAUCAUAGUCUUUUCUGGAGACACCAAUUUAGUACCACUAGUCUGGGAAAUAGCCAAGGAAAAUAUUACAGGGAGAACAUGGCUGGCAAGUGAAGGAUGGAGCACAUCUGCAUUUGUAAUAGAGAAAGAGCAGGCUGCUUUUUUCAGUGGUACACUGGGAAUCGCAAUACCCGAGGGGAAAAUUGCAGGACUGAAAGAAUUUGUCUACCAGCUGAAUCCCCUUCAGAAUUCUGAAGAUUUUAAUGUCAAGACGUUUUGGGAAUUUGCAUUUGACUGCACCUGGCCUGAUAAUCAGAGGGCACAACAAAACUCCACCCUUUGCACUGGGCAUGAGGAUCUUUCAGUUAUAUCAAAUCCGUACACUCAAGUCUCCCAGCUAAGAAUAACUUAUAAUGUUUACAAUGCAGUUUAUGCCAUUGCCAAUGCCCUCAAGGAUUUGUUUUCUUGUGGAAAUAAUAUGGCCUCAUUUGACAAUGGAGCAUGCACAAGCAUUCAUAAUGUUAAACCGUGGCAGGUAGUGAAGUCCUUAAAACAGGUACAUUUCACAGAUCAGGCUGGAAAACAAUUUUACUUUGACCAAAAUGGAGAUCCAGUGGCAAAGUAUGAUGUGUUGAACUGGUACAAAGGAGCAGAUGGUCUUCUUGUUUACAGAAAGAUUGGCAGCUAUGAUGGUGGCGCACCCAAAGGACAUCGGCUAGUUAUCAGCGAACAGGAUAUGAUAUGGAAUGAGGACCAGUUGAAGCCUCCACGCUCAGAAUGUAGUAUGAUUUGUAAGCCAGGAUUUAGAAAAAGCAUCUUGCAGGGUCAACCGGUUUGCUGCUUUAUUUGUAUCCCAUGUCCUGAAGGAGAGAUUGCAAAUGGAACAGAUUUCACGGAAUGUAUAAAGUGCCCAAUGGACUAUUGGUCAAACAAGAAUAAAGAUUCAUGUGUACCUAAAGAGGUGGAUUACCUUUCAUUCAAUGAGCCACUAGGAGUCAUAUUUACAGUGUUUGCUAUUUUAGGUAUCUGUAAAACAAUGGCAAUCACAGUGGUGUUCAUACGUUUCAUGCACACCCCAAUAGUGAGGGCUCACAACUUAGAAAUGAGCUUCCUGCUGCUGUUUUCUCUCACUCUCUGCUUCCUGGGCUCUCUUACAUUUAUUGGCGAGCCAAGCAUUGGAUUAUGUAUCCUACGACAAACAGUGUUUGGGAUUAGUUUUGUCCUGUGCAUCUCAAGCAUUCUUGUCAAAACACUUGUUGUCAUUCUUGCCUUUACCAUGUCAAAGCCCAACCAAAAUGUGCUAAAACAUUUUCGACCAUGUCACCAAAGGGCAUUUGUUGGAUUAACCACAUUUGUGCAAAUUAGCAUCUGUGUUGGAUUCCUGACAGCCAAUACUCCCUCCAUUAAAAAGAACACAAAAGCUAUGAUGACCAGGAUUGUUCUAGAAUGCAAUCCUGAACUGGCCUUUCUAUUUGCCAUUGGGUAUAUUGGCUUACUGGCUUUGGUAUGUUUUGUGUUAGCUUUUUUGGCUAGGAAUCUGCCAGACAAUUUUAAUGAAGCUAAAUUUAUAACAUUCAGCCUGUUAGUAUUUGUAAUGGUCUGGAUCAGCUUUAUUCCAGGUUAUGUUAGUACAAGUGGCAAAUAUUUGACGGCAGUAGAAAUAUUUGCCAUUCUUUCCUCUGCCCUUGGCUUGCUGACUUGUAUUUUCUUUCCCAAAUGUUAUAUUAUUUUGUUAAAACCAUCCAAAAAUAUUAAAAAGAACCUAAUUGGACGCUCACACCUUGUAAAAUAA